GCUCGCCAACGCUGACACGGGAGCACAGCUGCAACACACCGUGCGAGGUUACCUGCUCACCGGAGACUUCUCACAGGCACAACCCAACAAUGGCCUGAUUUCUCUUUUAUUUUUUGAUAGAUUACUAUCACUCCUCUAAAUCUUUUUUUUGUUCUCUCUCAGCAUUGGAAUGACGACGGACUCUGAAAGGCCGUAAUGGAAACUUUGCCAAUAGGUUGGACUGUGUGUCACACCUGUGACCGGGAGGGAGACGUGGCAGCGCUGUUGAAUGGGGCUGUUGCUGACACCAACACAAACACGCACGUCCAUGAUUUGUUUCAUGAAGAUGCACAGGGUUUCCAGCCGCGCCGCCAGCCGUGGUGGAGGAUCAAGCUGUUUGUGUGGGAGCCGGUGCUCUUUGGUACCUGGGAUGGAGUCUUCACCACCUGCAUGAUCAACAUCUUUGGCGUGGUGCUGUUCUUGCGCACCGGCUACCUGGUGGGGAACACCGGCGUGCUGCUCGGGAUGCUUCUCGUCUCCCUGGUCGUGCUAGUGGCUUUAGUGACGGUGAUGUCAGGGAUUGGAGUGUGCGAGCACUGCGGCGUCGGGAGUGGAGGAAUCUACUCCAUGAUAUCCAUCGUCCUGGGCGGCAGGCUCGGGGGCACAGUGGGACUGCUCUACGUGUUUGGACAGUGCGUAGCCGGCGCCAUGUACCUCACGGGAUUCUCAGAGUCUGUGGCCGAGCUGCUCGGUCUGCAGAGCAAGUGGGCGGUGCAGGGCAUGUCGGCGGCGGUGCUGCUGGCCCUGCUUGGGAUCAACCUGGCAGGUGUGAAGUGGAUCGUCCGACUCCAGCUGCUGCUGCUGGCUGUGCUGGCCGUCUCCACGCUGGACUUUGUCAUUGGCACCUUCACGCACCUUGAUCCAGAAAAUGGUUUCAUCGGUUAUUCAGCCGGGCUGCUGCGCAGCAACACGAUGCCAGACUACACCCCAGGGGAGCACUUCUUCACCGUCUUUGGGGUCUUCUUCCCUGCUGCUACAGGGGUUAUGGCAGGCUUCAACAUGAGCUCGGACCUUCAGCGGCCCGGACACAACAUCCCCGUGGGAACGCUGGCAGCUGUCUUCACCUCGUGGUUCCUGUAUCUGGUCUUUGUCUUCCUUCUGGGGGCCAUCUGCACCAGAGAAGCUCUGCGCUACGACUUCUUGAUCGCAGAGAAGGUCUCCUUGGUGGGCUUCCUCUUUCUGCUGGGCCUCUACAUCUCCUCCCUGGCUUCCUGCAUGGGCGGCCUGUACGGGGCACCCAGGAUCCUCCAGUGCAUCGCCCAAGAGAGGGUCAUCCCCGCGCUGGCCUUCCUGGGAAGAGGGAAGGGCCCAAACAAGACUCCAGUGGCAGCCAUCUUUCUGACCAGCCUGCUCACCAUGGCCUUCAUUUUCAUCGGCCAGGUCAACGUGCUGGCCCCCAUCGUCACCAUAAACUUCAUGCUCACCUACAGCUUCAUCGACUACUCCUUCUUCAGUGUGGCCAUGACCUUCCAGCUGCAGGCUAAAGAGAAGGGGGAACCCCUCGUCCCGGCCGACGUGAAGCGCCGUGGGUCGGCCAGGCAGAGCUCGAGGCCUCUGAUCGAGGCCAGCGUUCUUCGCUACGGGAGCGACGGCGAGAGUCCGCAGCGUAAAGGCACGCUGUUGGAGUUCACCCGGGACAUGGACCAGAUCUUUCCCGCCGUGACCGAUGUGGACGCCGGGGCCGAGAACACCUCCCCCACGCAAGGGCCGUGCGGCCAACGCCAGGGCAGAAAGGCCAGCGGCAGCGCCAAGCAGAAGCUGAUGAACAGUUUCGGGUUGGACCUGAACAGCAACGAGUUCUCUGAGGAGAGCGGUGAGGAAGCAGAGGCGCGGCGAGGAGACCCGGGGCCCGCUGCUGGAGGAGAACCAGCAGCGCAACGCUGUUCAGGAGUAGACCACGCGGAGCCGGAGCCGUAUGCUGACCCUCAAAGACGCGCCGCAGGGUUUGGAGGCAAAGCGGAGCACCAGAGCUUUGAGAUCCGACCCAUGAAGGAUUCAUUGUAUGCAAAGUUUUGCAACCCCUGGGCUGCUCUGGUCGGGGCAUUGAGCUCCCUAUUGAUUAUGUUUAUAAUUCAGUGGGUUUAUGCUUUGGCAAACAUAGUGUUUGCCUUGCUGCUCUUCUUCUACAUCGGGAGAACAAGUCCUGGACUGCCCACAGGUAUUGCAGCGCGAUUCAGCUUUUGCACAUGGAUCAAAAACGCACUGAAUAGCAUUUUCAGGAAGAAAGGCUGUUCGCACGAUGAGAUCGUUGUCACACCCUCUCUGUCCGGGUUCGGGCUUAAAACCAAGCAGCUCACUGAGGAAAAUGCUGACUUUGCUUCUCGGCACCGCUAUCACCAAUCCUCAUUCAUCAGGGUCAACAAGGUGGUGCAGCCACCCCUCCACUGACUUGACUCAAGUACUCUGCUACCAACGGGUUUUCUGUCUCACAACAUGUGUUAUGUGGCACUGUGGGCCGUAUUCUGCACACACAUGCAGCGGCUCACACACAUUUGUCCUGCGUAUACGUAAAAUGGAUACUUGAAUGUCUAAAUAUACGUCAUGGCUUCAACGUGUGUGUGUGUGUGUGUGUGUGUGUGUGUGUGUGUGUGUGUGUGUGUGUGUGUGUGUGAGAGAGAAAUUCUGGGUAUUGUAGACCAACAAUAAUUUUCAAAGAAUGGAUUUCAUCAACGACCCCGGAUUCAAUGACAAAUGCUGUCAAAUCAAUCAAAACAAUACCAAGAAAUAUAUUGAGCUGUGUCUUAUAACUAGAAACAGGCUUACUUACUGUUUAGGAUGCAUCAUCAGCCUAUUCCUAAAUUGAAUCGAAGAUGUAUACAUAUGAAAACAACAGUAAAUUGGGUUAUUAUGUUGUAUAAAUUCUAUUUAUAGCACUAUGUACAAAUUUAAAAGCGAACCAACCAAUGUGAAAUCAAAAUAGUUAAAUGCUGCACCAUUAGUACUAAAGAUGUAUUGUUCAAAUCCGAUCACAAUCAAAUCAGUGGUGACAAUCUUUAAGGGUCUGCAGUUAAGAUGCAAGUUUUAAAUUGGGUUGGCUCAGAACUAAAACAGGUUUUCAAUGUUUGAAUGAAUGAUCACACAAUGAACGUGAACCUCUGUGUAUCACAAAGCCCAGCCAGCAUCAUGUUGCCCCGGUGCGUCUUAGGACCAUUUUCUCUGAUCACGUAGGAGGUCGAGCGUUUGAUCGGCUCACACUUCACUCACAGCAGAAGUCGGACUCGAGAGGUCAUGCUUUGAGAGUCGGGCGUGUUUUGCUCGGUUAAGAAGAGCCACCGUUCCAGCAGCAGAAAACUCAAAGCUGUGAAAACCACUUCCUCUUGGCGUGUUGUUAUCAACAGGCACGUAUGUAGGCCAAAAGGUAAAUGCACGGUGUUCCCUUGUCAUUUGACAUUAGUUUACUCGGCAUCCAGAGUGUUUUACAUUCAUGGGCAGGCCUUUAAAUGUGGAAAUAGUGUUUUUUGCGUUAGGCCAGAACUGAAACAGUUAUUUGCACUUUACUGGAAUAUUAUUUAUUAAAGCUGAAUGUAAAUGUACUUUCACCAUCUAUUGUACUAAUAAAAUCACUACAUUGUAAAACUAAAUAUUCCGCGUUCUGAUGGACUGGCUGAUGUGUUUCUCAUUCUAGUCACUGAAAGGGCUCCAAAGGAGAAAUUAUUUACCCGAUUCUAUUUACAUGGCUUAGAGAAUCAAAAAAAGGGCUUUAAAAUGUAAUAUUUGUCAUAAAGAGGUAGCGUGUCAUUACUAUUAUAUGACUUGACAUUUUGUUUAUAUGAUUUAUU
Messenger RNA from Pungitius pungitius (ninespine stickleback), 3818 nucleotides. RefSeq names its product solute carrier family 12 member 8 (gene slc12a8). Lineage: Eukaryota; Metazoa; Chordata; Actinopteri; Perciformes; Gasterosteidae. Gene Ontology annotation, biological process: chloride ion homeostasis; potassium ion import across plasma membrane; potassium ion homeostasis. The transcript has 14 exons. Bases 196 to 2427 code for a protein of 743 amino acids. Gene Ontology annotation, molecular function: potassium:chloride symporter activity. The record is from RefSeq and is a predicted model, not a curated record. Gene Ontology annotation, cellular component: membrane.